GAGGCAAAUAAAUAGUUAUUGCUUGCCAUAUACUGCAUUUAGAUCAGACUGUUAACUUAUAUAUCAAAUACGCAUUUACAGUUCCGCCAACUAUCGGCCAUCGAAAAGCUGGCAGCUCUGCCGCGCGCUUUCAAAAGCGCUUCGCCUGGGUGGCAGCCUAGCAUUAUAACUGUUUUCAGUACGCAUGUAUGUUUGGUGAAGAAAAGUAAUGUUAAAGCGCGAAUUGCAAAGUAUUAAGCUGAAGCUGUCCGAUUUGGAGGAGUACGAGGCUGUGCGUAGGCGCAACAAGAUUAAAGCCGCCAUUGAAGCCGGCAGGUCAUCAUCAGCGACGGCCACGGCCACAGAAACGGCUCCAUCGACUGCCAGCGACUCGACAUCCGAGACGCCAGUGACUCAACGUCAGAUGGAGGACCUACCCGCCGCUGUUGGUUGGUCAACAGCUGUGAUUGUCAGCAGCAACACCAAUUCCGGUUCCACCGAAGACGACACCAGUGUGGUGGCUGUGGCCGAUGAUAAUGACACCAUCGCCGAGCUCAGCGACGAUGGCUGGGUGGAUAUUGACGAGGAGGAUGGCGCUCGUGGCGGGGAACCAUAGUUUACAGCUCCAAUCAGCUAUAGUCGCACAUUUUUACGUAUAUUCCAAUGCUGCUUCAUAUGUUGCAUGAUCAUUUUUGUCCGAAAAACUCAACAGAAAACAAAUAAAC
Drosophila novamexicana is the source of this 704-nucleotide messenger RNA. RefSeq lists its product as uncharacterized. Bases 209 to 595 code for a protein of 128 amino acids. Gene Ontology annotation, biological process: anaphase-promoting complex-dependent catabolic process. The record is from RefSeq and is a predicted model, not a curated record. The transcript has a single exon. Lineage: Eukaryota; Metazoa; Arthropoda; Insecta; Diptera; Drosophilidae. Gene Ontology annotation, cellular component: anaphase-promoting complex.